Messenger RNA from Scedosporium apiospermum, 843 nucleotides. RefSeq lists its product as uncharacterized. The record is from RefSeq and is a predicted model, not a curated record. The coding region runs from base 1 to 843 and encodes 280 amino acids. Gene Ontology annotation, biological process: error-prone translesion synthesis; error-free translesion synthesis. Gene Ontology annotation, molecular function: deoxycytidyl transferase activity; DNA-directed DNA polymerase activity. The transcript has 2 exons. Lineage: Eukaryota; Fungi; Ascomycota; Sordariomycetes; Microascales; Microascaceae. Gene Ontology annotation, cellular component: nucleus.
AUGCCGCCACCACCGCCACUACCCCUCCUCCCCCCAGGCGCAACCAAGCCCCUCCACCGCGGUGCAAUUUACGACCCAUGGAACAGCUCGUCAACAGGUCACCAGCGCGCCGAGUCGUCUAGCGCAGGGACACACUGGAGGGAUUCGAGAAACGCGAAGCUUACGGCGCAAUAUGGGGGCGGUAGGGGAGGCGGUGUGAGGAUGUACGAUAAAGUGGGAAGAGGGUCCGAGGAUUUCGUGGAAGAGAUGGGCAUGGCUGUGUCGAAGGCGGUGAGGAUAAGGGCCGAGGUCAGUGUUGUCGAUAUGUUGAUGAAGCCCGGGGCUAUGAAGGGGACGCUAUUACCUGGGGAUACAAAAGGAACGGAAAAUGAGGCGGACGACGAACGGUUGACUAGUAUGGAAAGAUUGAUGCUGCGUAGGAAAGAGGAGGAUGAGAGAGCCGAGAGGAAGAGGGGGAUUUUUGACGGCGUCGUGAUCUACGUGAAUGGGAGUACCCAUCCACUAAUAUCAGACCAUAAGCUGAAGCAAGUGAUUGUGGAGAAUGGCGGGAGGAUGUCGCUGCAUCUGGGGAGGCGGCAGGUUACGCACGUCAUCCUAGGACGGCCGGGAAGAGUGGGGAGCGGAGCCGGCGGCGGAUUGGCAGCGGGGAAGCUUGAGAGGGAGAUUAAGCGGGUCGGGGGUUGCGGGAUCAAGUACGUUGGUGUUGAAUGGGUACUGGAGAGCCUCAAGGCCGGGCGGCGGUUGCAAGAGGCACGCUUCUCGAACCUCAAGAUUGCGCAUUCCGGACAGCAAAGCGUGUUCGGAAUAUAUACCAAACCGAACAAGCCGAACCCGAAGACGUGA